AUGUCUACAUCUCCAACUCCAGAGCUCGACCAUGUCGAUAACGCCACACAUGGACCUAUCCGACCAGCUACGUCCGAUGGACCUGAUUCAGAACGUUCUGUGGACGAGCUACCGGUCUUGAACCCCUCACACCCGGAUUACCCGCCGCUUCGUCACACUCCGGUUUAUUCUCCACAACCUCAUACGGCGGACUACAAAAUAAUCAAAUUGAAUACCCCUAAGGAAGCCGAAAACGUCGAGGAAGCCCUAAAACCCGACAACUCUGAUGACGCGGAUGAAGACGGCGACUGGGAUAAGAGUUCCCCAGCUGGCAUCCCACGGCUGGCUGAAUACAUGGCUCGCGUGCCUGAGCGGGCUAUUUUCCGUACCUACCGAACGCUCGGCGUGCAGAAUCUUCUCUUCAUGCAAGCAGAGAUCGACUAUCUUGAGUGGAAGCUUCGUAAUGUGAUGACCAAUUUCAGAGAGGGAAAAGGCGGCAUCACCAAAAAAUAUGCCACAGAUUGGGCUUGGAAUACAAUGGAGGAUACCGACGCACCACAGCCCAAGCAGUAUCAUUUCAUAAUGCAGAUUCGUGAAAAGCUUGAGAAAUACGAAGAAGCACUUCUGCGACAACGUAUGCUCGCCAAGAUCGCAGCGCCCGAUCAGUUUGAUAUCGACCUGAUUAAAUCCUACAACGUGUCUCGCGCUACACGAGAUAACUGGAUUUUUCACUUUAAGCCUCUUUAUGGCCUUCCUGAAGACUGUAGCGAAAAUGAUCGGUUCCAUGGACUUGCAGCUACGGACCUGAUCUCGCUCAAGUCCCGCGAAUACAGCGAUUACUUUACUAAUUGGGUCUGCGCGCGGUCACUUACCAUAAUCGGAAUUUUUGGGAGAUUCUUGGAAAAGUCUAAGUUCGGUGGCAAUCCAGUAAUUUACGACAGCACUCUCAGAGAGUGGACCCAUUUCUUCACUGCAGUGCUUGCUAGUCUAGUGCCUGCCGCUGUUGCAUACAUAUCUCAACAAGAAAGAGAUAUGUCCCAAAUUUUGGUCAUGGCGUCGACAAACCUUCUGUUAUCGGGCUGUAUGGUCUACUUUGCGGACGCGGAAAGAGUGCAUCUCUUCCUAGCUGGUAUAUUGUAA
This is a messenger RNA of Alternaria conjuncta, 1119 nucleotides long. RefSeq lists its product as uncharacterized. The transcript has 3 exons. The record is from RefSeq and is a predicted model, not a curated record. Lineage: Eukaryota; Fungi; Ascomycota; Dothideomycetes; Pleosporales; Pleosporaceae. Bases 1 to 1119 code for a protein of 372 amino acids.